CUCCAUUUUCCUCUGUCGGGUCAUACACACACACAAGGGAUUAGCACCAUUUUGUUUUGAAUGGGAGGAGAGCAGUAGCUGACCAGCGUAACUCUCUAGAUUUCGCCUGUGUUAUUCUUACAACUUGUAAAAUAACACCAAACGAAAGAACAAUAUUCGUGGCGUUGCUUCUGUUUGCUGGCAGCGCAUUCUUUAGUCGAUGUCGUUCAGGUACCUCGUGAUAAGUGGAUCGCUAACGUUACAUAAACGUUAGCUCAGAUAAACUGACUGGCGAGCACACUCUUUGGCACUUCUGUCUCAAACAGAUCACGUCUCAGCGGUUUCGCCUAGAAAAUUCUUCACAAAUCUCCCAGCAAGAUCGAAGCUAAAAUGAGUGCUCCUUCAUCUCAAAAAGUCGUGCUGAAAAGCACCACCAAGGUGUCCCUGAACGAGCGCUUCACAAACAUGCUGAAGACCAAGCCGCCGAGCGCCGUGAGCAUCCGCGCCAGCCUGCAGCAGCAGCACAUGGCCAGCGCGCGGAACCGACGCCUGGCCCAGCAGAUGGAGAACCGGCCCUCCGUACAGGCCGCCCUCCACCACAAGCAGGUGGGUCGUCUUCAGAGCCUGAAGCAGCGCCUGGGUAAGAGCAACAUCCAGGCGCGUCUGGGCCGGCCGGUGGGGGCCCUGAUGAUGCGUGGGGUCGGCGGGGGUCGAGGCUUCGCCGGGGGCCGAGGUUUCGCCGGGGGUCGAGGCUUCGCCGGGGGUCGAGGCUUCGUCGUAGGCGGGCUGAGAGGAGCGGCGCGCGGAGGAGGACUGAGGGGACGCGGCGGCCGAGGAGUGGGCAUGAGGGGAGCCCUCGUCUUCAGAGGCAUGGGCCAGAUGCGAGGCCGUGGGGGCGCUGGGCGAGCAGGCCUGAGGAGGGGCAUGCGUCAGCGAGGAGGCGGACCUGGCAGAGGGGCCAUGAUGAUUGGCCGAGGAGCAGGAAGAGGAGGGGCUGGAGUCCGAGGCAGAGGACGCGGCGGCAUGCGCGGUCGCGGGGGAUUUGCCGGCCGUGGUGGCCGUGGGCGCGGCCGGGGUCGAGGAGCCGUCGGGGGUGGACGCAGUACCCAGGUGACGCGGGAGCAGCUGGACAACCAGCUGGACGCCUACAUGUCCAAGACCAAAGGGCACCUGGACGCCGAGCUCGACGCGUACAUGGCCCAGGCUGACCCUGACAGCAUGGAGUGACCGUCUCUGCCCCCCCCCCCCCCCUCUCUCCUGGGCAGCGAGGCUCGUCCAUAUCCACAACGGAAGCAAAGCAGCGUAGACCUGCAGAAAACACUUAAAGACUUUUACAUGAAGAUGAUUUUUUAUAUCACACACACACACACACACAUAUGAUAUGAAUAUGAAUAUGAAAAUGAAUAUAUCUCUGAAAGUGUCAUAAGGUCAAACACGCAUACGGACUCACACCACACCCAGGGGACUCGGCCAUGCUGAUAUGUUGAUGCCCAUCUCCCAGGGACUGGUCAGAUCCACGCACUGCACUGCACAGCACAGCACAGCACACUAAUGACAAGAUUCUAAACACAUCGGAUUCCUCUAUAUCCGCAGGCUAGGCUGUUAUACACAAGUGGGAAACAAAUAUACAUUUGUGUGUACACAUUUCUUUUGAAUGUUUUAUCGGACCAUAGGGAGGACUGGAUUGGUUGCUGUGUUUCUGUUUGUUAUAUGACCUGUAUGACCUAUGACCUAUGACCUGUAAUCUUUAACUGUAACUAAGAGGGCAAUGUGCUCCCCUUGUUCUGCUGAUCCACUCAAAGCAGAUUUGUUUUUUUAUUUCUGUUUUUUUUUUUUUUUUUUUAAUAAAGUGUUGAGUAUUUGGUAGGACUCCAGGUGCUUGGCAAUUAGAUGAAAUUGUUAUGCUUCAUUAUAUUAUUAUGAGUCUGCAGAAUGCUGAGAUAUCGAUCAGGGUUUUGCUUUGCUUAAAGUAUGAAAUCGUUUCACUAUCACUAAGCAAUAACAAAACAAUUUAACAGAAGUAAAACAAUCAGUGACCUGCCAUGUGAAGGAUUAUGUGUAUAUUUGUUUUCUCAUAAAUAGCCCAGCAGUACGUCCAGUAGGUUUUUACAAUACAAAUGAUUCGAAGUCAAAUGUUUUAUGUUGGGUACCCAGGUUAGCAGUUUGAUACCUGAAAAUUACAUCUUGCCAGGCUCUCUGUUCCUGUUUACAUGUUUACAUUACGUGACGUGGAGGGUGUCAUUUGUGGUGCCCUGCAAACAAGCACUGAUCAAAUGACGAACAGUUGAACAGUGGUAUUAUUUUAAGAUUUUAUUUUACUUACCAAUGAAGGCUACAACAGUCAUACAAAUAUGUUUGAUGGGAGAUCCACAAAGAUGCUUAUAAAUGCCUACAGAUAAUGACACUGCCAGAACAAGGCCCCUAUUCCUCUGUGUGAAAUACCGGGACACUGAUGGGAAUAUUUGUGUUGUUAAACCUUGUCUUGUUGCUUUCAAAGCUGUCAUUAAAUUUGAAGGAAUUAUUAAA
This is a messenger RNA of Alosa sapidissima (American shad), 2505 nucleotides long. It is a transcript of the gene chtopa, whose product is annotated as chromatin target of PRMT1a. The record is from RefSeq and is a predicted model, not a curated record. The transcript is spliced from 6 exons. Bases 370 to 1206 code for a protein of 278 amino acids. NCBI's taxonomy places the organism in Eukaryota, Metazoa, Chordata, Actinopteri, Clupeiformes, Clupeidae.